Molecule: messenger RNA, 3280 nt
Organism: Pocillopora damicornis (cauliflower coral)
Lineage: Eukaryota; Metazoa; Cnidaria; Anthozoa; Scleractinia; Pocilloporidae
Biological process (GO): protein phosphorylation
Cellular component (GO): nucleus
Molecular function (GO): protein serine/threonine kinase activity; ATP binding
Source: RefSeq, a predicted model, not a curated record
GGGGUCCUGUCGAGAAAACUUGUUACACUUCGUAAUGGCGGAAAGGUUCUGAUCUGUAUAGAACACUGCUCAUAUUCUUCACUGUUUUGAUAUUGCUCAUAACUUUUGUUCAAGCUUGGUAGUGCUUCAGAGUGGAUAAGGAAUUUACUAAUAAGUGAUCACCAGAAAGGUUGUUCAGAGAGUGGAUCAGCCCAGAACUACUUCGAUUAAGUAUUUUUUUGGUACAUGUGUAAACCUUCGCUUUGAUUUGGAGUGUAAUAAGUUCCAAAGAAAGUAGCUUCUGUGGAAAGAAAACUUCGGUAUUGCCAGUUGGAUGUGGAUUGUCUUAGAAAGAGAAUAUUACUGAGCUAGCGUUGAAGUGAUACUGCCAAAGGAGGUCUUAGUAGGAGAAAUCGAUUGCACAUCCCUCUCAUUGUUUUGCAUUGUUUGAUGCUUCACUGCAGCUGUAAGGCUACGUUAUAGUUUUAACUUUCAAGUGGAACAUGGAUCAGUUUGAGAGAGGAACACUAAGCGCUUAAAGUAUCAAGGAUUAAAUGUCGGCCUGUAAGAGCGUGAUAUAGACAAGUUGACCAGAGAAGGCUUCUUUCGAUUUUGUUUAAUUUAUCGAACUCUGGGCGCCCAGCGGUAGUAAGCUUGUUUCAAUUUUAUUCGCAUUGUCCUCCUAAGACAGGUUUAGAAUGCUCAUUUUCUUCUCUACCUUCGCCAAAUUUUGCUAAGAUAUAUAACUGAACAUCCAGUCGAUCGUGCAUGGCAAUAACUUGAUUUUACUCGAUGGAAAAGUACGAGAAUCUUGGCUUGGUUGGGGAAGGAUCGUACGGCAUGGUGAUGAAAUGCAAACACAAAGAAUCCAACCAACUUGUGGCUAUCAAGAAAUUUAUCGAGUCUGAAGAUGAUAAAAUGGUGAAGAAAAUAGCAUUGAGAGAAGUUAGAAUGCUGAAGCAAUUACGACAUGACAACCUUGUUAAUUUGCUUGAAGUUUUUCGUCGUAAGAAGCGACUCUUCCUUGUGUUUGAGUUUGUGGAUCAUACAGUUCUUGAUGAACUAGAAAGAUAUCCUAAUGGCUUAGAAGAGAAUAAUGUGAGGAAAGUGUUAUGGCAAGUUUUGAGGGCCAUUGAGUUCUGCCACCUUCAUAAUAUCAUCCAUAGGGAUGUAAAACCAGAGAAUAUUUUGGUGUCCAAGUCUGGUGUUGUGAAGCUGUGUGAUUUUGGGUUUGCUAGAACUUUAGCUACUGGUCCUGGUGAAGCUUAUACAGAUUAUGUUGCCACCAGAUGGUACAGAGCUCCAGAGUUACUUGUUGGAGAUACAAAAUACGGCAGAGCUGUAGAUGUGUGGGCAGUGGGAUGCCUAUUGGCAGAGAUGUUAACAGGAGAACCUCUGUUUCCUGGGGACUCAGAUAUUGACCAACUAUAUCUUAUCAUUACAAAGAUUGGUAAUCUGACAAACAGACAUCGAGAAAUUUUCCACAGAAAUCCCUUAUUUGUUGGUAUGAAGUUGCCAGAAGUAAAGGAGGUGGAGCCAAUCGAGAAACGAUUUCAUCGAGUGUCAUCUGCUGCAAUGGACAUUCUUAAGCUGUGUCUCAAAAUGGACCCAGCAGAUAGACCAGACUGUUCAAAGCUUCUAAAACAUGAUCUUUUCAAGAAAGAUAAUUUUGGCGAGAAGUUUGCUCAGGAACUUAAAGUAAAAAUAACUAAAGAAACUGCAGAAAAUCCGCUACUGAGAUCGCUGAAUGGAAGGCAUGAUUCUAGAGAUGAAUCUGCGGAGGAAAAAGCAAAGAGGAAAAGGAGAAAGGAGAAGGAACGUGAAGCGAAAGAUCAACGGGACAAAGAAGCGAGAGAAUCCAGGGAGGCAAAGAGAUUAGAAACGAGAGAAGUUCUUAAAGAACCUAAGAAACAUAAGGAGUCUAAGGAUCACAAGGAAACGACAGGCCUGGAGAAACAGAGCAAGAAGACUUUAUUACUUCCAUCGACAUCGCAAAGUUCUUCUGUGUUACAGCAAGAGGUAGCAGCAUUACCGGUGACAAACCAUCAAGUAAAUUCACCGCCGCACACUCUGCAUGUUACCACGGGAGCCUCCACAUCAAAUGUACCGACAUCUUAUAGUGGGACAGCAGGAGUUGCGGCUCCACCUACACCACUCGACACUUUUGUUACCGGUCUUCCUCACGGUAAACAAUUGUCUCCUAUACAAAGUGCUAGUACACUUAGAAAUUCACCGCCGACUCAACAGGAAUCGUCCGUGACAACAUUGUUAAAAGGCUCGAUUGGAUCAGUCACGUCUUCGCAGGGAACAUCGACGAAAGGUGGAAGUUCACAUACAAUAAGUUUAUCGAAGACAAAUAUUGGAUUGGGUGUGGUUGGACCUCGGCAUGAGUCCCCACCUGGGCCGCCUCCCUUCAGGGUUGCUAACGACAGCAAAGUGAAGAAGACUCCCCCGUCAUACUCCAAAAAGAGCACAGGUCCCCCUCCAAACCACCACAGCACCACGUUAUAUCCCUCACCUGACUCUUAUUAUGAGCAAAAAACUUCAAGUAACUUCGAUCUCGGCAGCCGACAUGGUGAGAGGUCAUCAAUAGAGUCGAACUAUAAAAAGAAACGUGAUAAAGACAAGGAAAAAGAAAGGGAGCGGCCAAGAGGAGAGAAUGAAUUUCCACAUCUACCUGAUGUGCCAGGAGCAGAAGCUAAGAACAGCUAUAAGACUGGGAAGAGCUCGAAGAAUGCGAAAACUUCAAUAUCGAUGAUGCCACACAUUACAAACCUGACUCCAUUCCAAAACGGCACAUCACAAAGACAGGGUACACCACCCGGAUAUCACCAGGGGAACAGUCAUGACUCCAAUCUUCCGUCCGUAUGAUACACGGGAAUACCCCCUUUGGUGUUCUCAUACGAAUUGUUAUGUAGGCGAUGUUAUGCCGCGUUAGUUUAAAUGUAAGUUAAGUUUUAUUUAAUCGUUAUUGUAGUUUUAUUGUUAGAAAAUAAUAGCGUCUUUCAAGUAAUGAAAGUCGAGUUAGAUUGUUAGGAAACUUGUAAGGAAAACCAAGCAUGUUUUAUAUAUCGUUCAAAGUAUUCGUCUGACAUCUAUCAACGCAUAUUUUUAUUCAUACACGGAAAAGAACUUAAAUAACUAUAAAUUAAUUGAACAACGUUCAUUGUUAGUGUAUCAUUUCCACACAGUACUCGCCAUACGUAACUUAUUCAGAGGAAUAGUACGCGCUUGUACCGUCUCGCAUGUACAAGAAACGGUUACAAACCAACAAUGAAAUAAAAUAUCGAAAAACAUUGUG